This is a messenger RNA of Chironomus riparius, 566 nucleotides long. The record is from the annotation of a GenBank genome assembly. Lineage: Eukaryota; Metazoa; Arthropoda; Insecta; Diptera; Chironomidae.
AUCAUGAAAUUUUUUGUGAAAUUUUUGGUUUAUUUGAUUUCCUUGAAAAUUGUUUCUGCCUGUCAAGGGCAUAAGCUGAAGGUUAACUAUAUACAAAAUAUCGACAGCGAUAGUGUCAUUAAAAUUAUGGAAAAUUCAACUGCAAAAUUGACAAAAGAUUGCUUCAUAAUUCCAUCAGCUUGUGGUAGAACUAAUGGAUUUAAUACAGCUAUGGUUCAUGUUGAGGUGUUUAAAAAUAAUUUGUCGAUUCACAAAUCUGACUUUGAUGGAUGUAAAAACUUGGAGGACGCUCAACCUGAAUUUAAGGAAAUGAUUAAGAUGUUUGGAUUACCGGAACAUUGCCCAGUCAGUAAGGUUGAUACUUGUGAAGAUGGAUCGAAAAAAAUUGAUUUGAAUAAAUACAAGCACAUUUUUAACUUGGCAAGAGGCGGAGCUAUUCGAACUGAAGUUGAAAUUAAACACGACAAUGGCAAAAGUACAUUCAAGAGUGAAUUUCAAAUAACUAAAAAUUAAUUUUUUAAGGAUGUAAAGGUGGAAUAAUUUUUGGCAAGGAUUUCAUUUUUUUU